Messenger RNA from Letharia columbiana, 2322 nucleotides. RefSeq lists its product as uncharacterized. Gene Ontology annotation, biological process: ribosome biogenesis; maturation of LSU-rRNA from tricistronic rRNA transcript (SSU-rRNA, 5.8S rRNA, LSU-rRNA). Gene Ontology annotation, molecular function: protein binding; ribonucleoprotein complex binding. The transcript is spliced from 2 exons. The record is from RefSeq and is a predicted model, not a curated record. The coding region runs from base 1 to 2322 and encodes 773 amino acids. Gene Ontology annotation, cellular component: preribosome, large subunit precursor; PeBoW complex. NCBI's taxonomy places the organism in Eukaryota, Fungi, Ascomycota, Lecanoromycetes, Lecanorales, Parmeliaceae.
AUGGCACCCCAACCGUAUUCCCAAAAGCGCAAAGCGGUCACUCGUGACUCUCCAGAAGCUGAUGAAGUGCUUUUGAGUGACGGCGGGGACGACUUUGAGAUAGCGCUGCUCAAUGGUAUCCAGUCGCAGAGCGAGGACGACAGAGACGAGGAAGACGAGGACGCAAGUAGCGAUCUUUUCGGAGGGGACAGCGAGCUCGAAGAUGAGGGGGGCUCUGAAGAUGAGAUCGUCAGUGACGAGGUACCUUCGGAUGAAGAAGGGGACCUGGCAGAUGUGAAGCAGAACGACACAGCUACUUUACGUGCGACAGAGGGGAAUGACGGUGUUGAGAGACCACCUCCAAAUCACAAGAUUACAGAAGAUGCCAAUGGCAACCCUCGUUACAUCUACACUGAGAUAGACCCUGUAUACGACUCUGAUGACAGCGACGCUCCUCCGACUCAGAACACAAUCGGCAAUAUUCCUCUGUCAUUCUACGACUCCUACCCCCAUAUUGGAUACGAUAUAAAUGGCAAGAAAAUUGCACGGCCGGCAAAGGGGGAGACUUUGGACGCCUUGUUGGAUAGUAUCGAAGUGCCCAAGGGAUGGACUGGUCUCACCGAUCCGGCAACUGGCGAGCCGCUGGAGCUGAGCCAGCAAGAGUUAGAGAUUUUGAAAAGGAUUCAGAUGAACGAGGUACCAGACGAAGGCUAUGAUCCGUACCCUGCCACGGUAGAGUACUUCACGGGUAAAACGGAGACGAUGCCAUUGAGCGCUGCGCCAGAGCCCAAGAGAAGAUGGAUACCUUCCAAGCACGAAUCGAAGCGGGUCAUGAAGAUUGUUCGAGCUAUACGAGAGGGCAAAAUCUUACCAUAUAAGCCUCCACGGGAAGAGACAGAAGAUGAGCUUGAAGUCAGACGCUACGACAUCUGGGCGAACGAAGUUGCUAGACCAGAUCAUCCCAUGAAUGUGCCUGCUCCAAAGCUACCUCCUCCCGGCUACGAACAAAGCUACCAUCCACCACCGGAGUAUCUCCCUGAUCAGAAUGAGAAGAAGGCUUGGGAGAAUACAGAUGAAGAAGAAAGAAAUCAGGAGUUUUUGCCGACAAACCACGACGCGUUGCGAAAAGUGCCGGGCUAUGAAAAAUUUCUCAAGGAAAGAUUCGAGCGAUGUCUGGACCUCUAUCUCGCACCAAGAGUACGCAGGAGUAAGCUGAAUAUAGACCCCGAGUCUUUGCUUCCCCAAUUACCAAGCCUAGAGGAGCUAAGGCCAUUUCCCACCACUUGCGCAACCUUAUUUCGUGGCCACGAUGGUCGAGUACGCAGCUUGGCAGUGGAUCCUUCAGGGGUUUGGUUGGCGAGCGGCGGUGAUGAUGGUACGGUCAAAGUAUGGGAACUUUUGACUGGCCGUCAGAUAUGGUCAGUCAAGUUGGGUACCGAAGAUGCGGUCAACGUCGUCCGAUGGAGACCGAGCACUGAAGCGAUCAUUCUCUCCGUCGCAGUCGGCGAAGAUGUCUACCUACUAGUGCCACCUGUUGGAGAUCCUGAGAUCGAGACUAAGGGCCGAGAGGUUCUUGAUGCAGGUUGGGGAUACGCUGCAAAUGGCGCGACCAGCAAUGCAAAGAAGGAGCCUGCUACUCAGUGGACACGCCCAGGAGUCCGUCUUGAAGAGGAAGGCGUGCUAGUCAAGUUCAGUCUACGAAAGACUGUCAAAGUAAUUUCUUGGCACCGUCGAGGUGAAUACUUCAGUACGGUCUGUCCACAGGCUCAAAGCAGCGCCGUCGCCAUCCACACGAUCUCGAAACAUCUCACGCAGCUUCCUUUCCGAAAGCUGAAAGGGCUUGCUCAAUCGGCUUCGUUUCACCCGUCCAAGCCCAUCUUCCUAGUCGCUACACAACGUUAUAUCCGCUCUUACGAUCUUUCCAAGCAGGAGUUACUGAAGAUCAUUCAACCAGGAGCCCGGUGGAUUUCAUCAUUCGAUGUGCAUCCGGGUGGCGACAAUUUGAUCGUGGGUACUUAUGAUCGGAGACUCCUCUGGCAUGACCUGGAUCUCUCGGUCCGUCCGUUCAAGGUGUUGCGCUAUCACAGCAAGGCCAUCCGAGCGGUGAAAUUCCACCAAGGCGGACUACCGCUUUUCGCCGAUGCAUCUGACGACGGCAGUCUGCAAAUAUUUCACGGCAAGGUAGUGGGAGACAUGAUGGAAAAUGCGACCAUUGUGCCGCUGAAGGUGUUGAGGGGUCACACAGUCAAGAAGGAGUUGGGCGUUCUGGAUUUGGACUGGCACCCUACCCAGCCGUGGCUCGUGAGCGCAGGCGCUGAUGGAACUUGUCGGCUGUGGACAUGA